Messenger RNA from Triticum turgidum subsp. durum (durum wheat), 675 nucleotides. NCBI's taxonomy places the organism in Eukaryota, Viridiplantae, Streptophyta, Magnoliopsida, Poales, Poaceae. The record is from the annotation of a GenBank genome assembly.
AUGGCCUCCAACCAGAACCAGGCCAGCUACCACGCCGGCGAGACCAAGGCCCGCAACGAGGAGAAGACCGGGCAGGUGAUGGGCGCGACCAAGGACAAGGCGGGGCAGACCACGGAGGCCACGAAGCAGAAGGCCGGCGAGACCACGGAGGCCACGAAGCAGAAGGCCGCCGAGACCACGGAGGCGGCCAAGCAGAAGGCCAGCGAGACGGCCGAGGCCACCAAGCAGAAGGCCGCCGAGGCCAAGGACAAGACGGCGCAGACGGCGCAGGCGGCCAAGGAGAAGACGUACGAGACGGCGCAGUCGGCCAAGGAGCGCGCCGCCCAGGGCAAGGACCAGACCGCCAGCACCCUCGGCGAGAAGACGGAGGCGGCCAAGCAGAAGGCCGCCGAGACCACGGAGGCGGCCAGGCAGAAGGCCGCCGAGGCGACCGAGGCGGCCAAGCAGAAGGCGUCGGAGACGGCGCAGUACACCAAGGAGUCCGCCGUCGCCGGCAAGGACAAGACCGGCAGCGUCCUCCAGCAGGCAGGGGAGACGGUGGUGAACGCCGUGGUGGGCGCCAAGGACGCCGUGGCCAACACGCUGGGCAUGGGCGGGGACAACACCAACACCACCAAGGACAACACCACCGGCGCCACCACCAAGGACACCACCACCACCACCAGGAAUCACUAG